AUGUCGGGUCAAAGAAAGCGGCGGUCAAUUUAUUCGUGUCUGAGUUGCCAUCAGCGCAAGACAAAGUGUGAUCGUGCAAAGCCGUGUAAUACUUGCGUGCGUCUGGGGAUUGCAUCUGGUUGUGAAUACGGCAUGAGCAGCCAGGACCGUGAAUUUAUCCAGAAGUCAGAAGUGAUCGAACGGCUCCGGCAGCGUCACCGGCAGCUUGAAAAGCAGUUGCGGGAGUUACGCGCGGCUGGCGGUGCCAGUUCCCAACGUUUGAUUGCGGCCAAUGGCUGUCAGGAUACGAUGUCGUUUACGAGUUCGGCUCCCAGCUCCGUCAGCAGCGCUGAAGAUACGCCUUCCCCUAGUGCGAUAAUCCCUUUCAAGCCCAUAUCACCGAUAUCGAUGCAAAACCCCGAAGUCCAACCAUUACAGAAUUCUCAAGCUGAGGGCCAGUUUGAUUCGGAGCGUCUCGUUCAACAGUUUCUUGCCGAAUUUUGUCCUCGGCAAGCUUCUAUACAAUCCUUUCCGUCCAAUCUGCUCUUAGAGGCAUCAAAGAUGCGCAGAACUUCUCCUCCUCUUGAAUACACCUUGGACGCUGCUGCUCUCACAUGGGGUGGUCGUCGUUUCAAGAACCGGAAUUUGGAGAUUGCAGGUUGGAAUCAGUAUCAAAGAGCAUUGCAACUAGUUCGACAAGCAAUUCAAGAUCCAGAGUCCUCACUCUCGUUAGAUAUCUUGGUCUCCAUCUUGUUCUUCGUCAUUAUCGAGUGUCUUAAACACUCGUCCAAAUCCUCCGCACGCAGCCACCUUUUCGGCGCCUUGACACUUUUACAACACCGGACAGCAUACCGACAUAGGAUAGACUUGGAACGGUCAAUCUAUGUGGAGCUUCGACUAUACUGGGUCAACGUCGCUAUCUGGGAGCGUCAGCCUACAUUCCUAGCUGAUGAGGAGUGGUUGACUGUCCCUUGGAUGGAUGGACAGCAGAAAGAUAUUCUCCAGCAUCUCCUCGAUAUAGCCGUGCAUAUCCCGGCAUACGUUGCUCAAGUAAACGAUGUGACCCAGCAGUCUGUGGCUGGCAUUCUCUCCUCCGCCGAAAUCAACUCAGAACAAAUCAAGCUCAUGAAAAAAGCCACGGAACUCGAUCAGCGCUUGGAAGAGUGGAAACGAGUUCAUGCUGAUCCCUAUCCCCCGGGGUCCCCAAGAGAGGUCAUCGGCACCAGUGACGACAACUUUCCUCUGUUUCGGUACUACGAUUCCUCAACUAAGACGAUUGUCCAGUUGUCGAAUAUUGUCUAUCCUGACAUGCUCUCGGCCACUGCGCUCGUCUACUACUGGACGUAUCGGCUCAUAUUGACUCUUCGAAUUCCCGGGGUCGACUGUCCGCAGCGAAGUCAGCCGUAUUUCUUCGCCAGGCAAAUCUGUCGCAGUAUGAAAUAUCACAUUCUCGUGGGGUCUGGCUUGUUUUCCUGCCAGGCAAUCUUCGCCUUGCGACUGGCCUCCAAUAUGUUCCCGCCCGACAGUCUAGAAAGUCUGUUCACCGAUGAAAUGUGGCACAUGUUCGAGCAACGCUUUGGGUUCCAGGGCCUCAAGGAGCUCUAUCCCCCAAUCCUUGGCUACGUUUAGAUAUCAAUAAUUUUACCUAAAUUCUCCCUUUACUUUGUGCCCAAAAGGAAUGAUGGUUCAUAACGUUUUCCUUUUUCUAGGUAGUCUUCACCAUGUCCGGGAUCUGAGUAGUGGUGACUCAACUAUUAUUUUGGGUACUAUUGUUUCUUUGUACUUCAACAAUAAGGGUAGAUCAAAAAAGCAAUAAGUUGUCUGUUCUGGUUGCCUUGCAGUAAGUGACGAUCUGUUAC
This is a messenger RNA of Penicilliopsis zonata CBS 506.65, 1838 nucleotides long. RefSeq lists its product as hypothetical. The transcript is spliced from 4 exons. Gene Ontology annotation, molecular function: DNA-binding transcription factor activity, RNA polymerase II-specific; zinc ion binding. Gene Ontology annotation, biological process: regulation of DNA-templated transcription. The record is from RefSeq and is a predicted model, not a curated record. NCBI's taxonomy places the organism in Eukaryota, Fungi, Ascomycota, Eurotiomycetes, Eurotiales, Aspergillaceae. Bases 1 to 1608 code for a protein of 535 amino acids.